Molecule: messenger RNA, 531 nt
Organism: Candidula unifasciata
Lineage: Eukaryota; Metazoa; Mollusca; Gastropoda; Stylommatophora; Geomitridae
Source: the annotation of a GenBank genome assembly
AUGGAAACAUCGGACUCAAAUCCUGUUUCCGUGAAUCCGGAGUCGGCACCCGUUAUCACAACUCAGGCCCAGGCUCAGCCAGCGGCUUUAACAACAGUUGUGAUCGUCCAGCGAGCUCCAGAGGAAGUUGAGAAUCAUCUUGCACUUGCCGUCUGCACGUGUAUUUUUUGUUUCUUUCCCUUAGGCAUUCCGGCGAUUGUGCUGACCAUUAAGACUCAGCCACACUCCCAGCAAGCCGCUUUGAAAACCCCAACAGUUGGGGUCGCCCGGCCAGCUCCUGUGAAGGUUGAGAAUUAUCUUGGACUUAGCAUCUGCAUUUGUAUUCUCUUUUGCUGUCCUUGUAGCAUACCGGCCAUUGUACUAACAGUUAAGUCGAUAAAGGCCUUGAAUCGCGGGGAUGUGGUUACUGCUUACUCUUACAGCAGGAUGGCUCGCUGGCUAAAUCUGGCAGCUGUGGCCGCCGGACUUGUCUCAGAAGUCGUUCUGAUUCUGCUGUUCACGAGCUACUCGGAUUCAUCUUCUGAAGGUUAA